Messenger RNA from Gavialis gangeticus (Gharial), 1724 nucleotides. It is a transcript of the gene VAT1L, whose product is annotated as vesicle amine transport 1 like. Gene Ontology annotation, molecular function: oxidoreductase activity; zinc ion binding. The transcript is spliced from 9 exons. The coding region runs from base 22 to 1158 and encodes 378 amino acids. NCBI's taxonomy places the organism in Eukaryota, Metazoa, Chordata, Crocodylia, Gavialidae. The record is from RefSeq and is a predicted model, not a curated record.
CGCCCGCCCGACGCCAAGGAGAUGCGCGCCGUGCUGCUGGGCGGCUUCGGCGGCCUCAACAAGCUGCGCGUGGCCAAGCGGGUGAUGCCCGAGGCGCGGGACGGAGAGCUGCAGCUGCGCGUCAAAGCCUGCGGUUUAAAUUUUAUUGAUCUGAUGGUGCGGCAGGGGAACAUUGACAAUCCUCCCAAGACGCCCCUUGUCCCUGGAUUUGAAUGCUCUGGGAUUGUAGAAGCUCUGGGAGAUGGUGUAAAAGGAUUUGAGAUUGGGGACAGAGUCAUGGCUUUUGUGAACUACAGUGCAUGGGCUGAAGUAGUAUGUACUCCAGUAGAAUUUGUCUACAAGAUCCCUGAUGACAUGAGUUUUUCUGAAGCUGCUGCCUUUCCUAUGAACUUUGUAACUGCCUAUAUGAUGCUCUUUGAAGUUGCCAACCUAAGAGAAGGCAUGUCUGUGCUAGUUCACUCUGCGGGAGGAGGAGUGGGUCAAGCCGUUGCCCAGCUCUGCUCAACUAUUCCCAAUGUUACUGUUUUUGGAACAGCGUCAUCUUUUAAGCAUGAAGCAAUCAAGGAUUCAGUAACUCACCUGUUUGACAGAAAUGCAGACUAUGUCCAAGAAGUAAAACGAAUCUCAUCAGAAGGAGUUGAUAUUGUUCUGGAUUGUCUGUGUGGAGAAAAUACUGGAAAAGGCCUCAGCCUCCUCAAACCGCUGGGGACUUACAUUUUAUAUGGUUCAUCCAACAUGGUGACUGGGGAAACAAAAAGCUUCUUCAGCUUUGCAAAAUCAUGGUGGCAGGUUGAGAAAGUGAACCCUAUCAAGCUCUAUGAAGAGAACAAAGUCAUUGCUGGAUUUUCCCUGUUGAAUCUACUUUUCAAGCAGAACCGAGGUGGCCUAAUUAAAGGUAUAAUGGACAAACUCAUAACACUGUACAAUGAGAAGAAGAUCAAGCCAGUGGUUGAUUCAUUAUGGGCCCUGGAAGAGGUGAAGGAGGCUAUGCAGAGAAUCCACGACAGAGGCAAUAUAGGAAAGCUAAUUCUGGAUGUAGAGAAGGCACCCACUCCACUGAUGGCCAAUGACAGUACGGAGACAAGUGAAGCUGGAGAAGAAGAGGAAGACCAUGAAGGGGACAAUGAGAAUAAAGAGCGCAUGCCAUUCAUCCAGUAAAAGCUGAGAGUGGCAGAGGGAAACCAGAAAGAUUGAUUGAGUAGAAGGGAACAAGACUGGGAAAUCUAUUCUGUGCAUCAGUGAACAAAUGCCAUAGUACAGUGUGUGUUGUGUUUGUCUGCAGUCAGCUGAGCUAUAAGCUGUUGAUCAUUGUUGUUUUGAAUUCAAGUGCCAUUCCCAUCCAGUGCAGUAUUAUGACAUUUGUUGUGUGACACCCAAUCUCCCUGUAGGAGUCCCAUUGAUUUUUUUUUUUCUGUCCCUGUUGAAAAACCUUUAUUAACGUACUGUGUAAUUUUAGAUGGGCAACGUGCUCAUGAGAAUCCUAUUUCACGUAAAUUCUUUGCAAGUUGACAAUGAUGAUCUUUUUGUUGUUGUUGUUGUUACUUCCCUACUCUAUUGUCUGGUAGAUUCCGGUAAUCAAAGGGAGGGUUUUAAGUUCGUCUGUUUUCAGCAAAAGACAGGUAAAACAUGGUAUUCCUUUGUGAGCCACAAAUAAAGGUUGCAGAGACAAAUUUUGUUCUCCUAAAUCAUGCAACUUCAUCUCAUAAACAAUUCUGUCUUAAUUU